CACACACACUCACGCACUGUAACCGUUUUGCAAGUUAGCUAGCGAGAGCUGACUACUAAGUAUGGCGGAGUCACAGAAACCGGCGUCGUUUAACGAAUCUGGCAUAUACUUCUUCAAUGACGAUUCAAACGCCGUUUUCCUGGACCCCGUUCGCGUUCUUAACCAUUCCUAUAACAGAUUCAAUGUCUCUCCUUCCACCUACUAUCCUCGUUUCUUCGAAUCCCCGCGUAACGAACCUCUCUCCACCACCGUAACUACCUCGGAACAACAACCAAAACGGAAACGGAAACGGAACAAGAAGAAGGAACCUCCACCGUUGAACGCCAGAGAACAAAUCGCCAAUCGCCGUCACCAGGAAGCAAGGCCUUUGUUGUUGAAGGCACAUGAGAGUUUGCUACAAUGUACCGAAAUGUUGGAUGUAUUGAGAACCUUGAGAAAUGAUUCUUGUGGCUGCUCAAAGAGGGAGCAUAAUGGAGGGAAAUCGUCAGAUGACUUCGCAAAUGUGCAAUGCUGUGAGCAGAGGGUGCUUCCUGCAUUCAAUAAUUUGGUCACUAACGACACCGAGGAUGAUGUUGUAGCUGAAAUUUUGAACAAUCAUUAUAUAGUGCCUCGACAGAGUUGUUUUUACAUGUCUGAUCUGGGACAGAUUCGCAAUCUAAUUCCUGCUAAUGCUGACUCUGGUUUCAACCUUAUAGUAGUAGAUCCACCAUGGGAAAAUGCUAGUGCCUCCCAGAAAUCAAGGUACCCAACCCUGCCCAACAGAUACUUUUUAUCCGUUCCUAUUAAGCAACUUACUCACACUGAUGGUGCACUUGUAGCCUUAUGGGUGACCAACAGAGAGAAGCUUCGCAGUUUUGCAGAGAAUGAGCUUUUUCCUGCAUGGGGAGUUGGCUAUGCUGCUACUUUUUAUUGGCUAAAGGUGAAAGCAAAUGGAUCCUUGAUUGGUGAUAUUGAUCUCUUCCAUCAUAGGCCAUAUGAAUGCCUUAUUCUGGGAUACAUCGCUGGGAAGGUGAACAAUUCUUCUAAGCAUUCAAAAUUUAAACCUGUGAAGGAUCAUCAUGUGAUUAUGACCAUUCCCGGUGAUUACUCAAGAAAGCCCCCAAUUGCAGAUUUGUUAUUGGAUUAUGUUCCUGGGCUCCGACCUCCUCGAUGCAUAGAACUGUUUGCUAGGGAACUGACAGCUGGUUGGGUUUCUUGGGGGAACGAACCCCUUCACUUCCAAGAUUCUAGAUAUUUUGUCAAAAGAUAGAUAGAUAAUAGAUACUAUACUUCUUUGCAGUAAGGUGCUAACCAAGCGACCACAUGUUUAAUUUUUUCUUCUCUCCUCGUGGGGUGGUAUAAGGUUAUGCGGUAGGCCGGAGUUUUGUGCAUUAUGGUGUUCAAUAGAUAGAUGAUUAUUGUACAAGUGAAAUAUGAUCAAAUUUUUGUUCAUGCCUGAAUUUGUAUCGUCUAUUUCUGGUGCUGCUUUUUUGCUGCAUGUUAUGUUGACUGAAUAUUAUUUAGGGUUUCAACUUAUCCGAUUAGAGGAAUUAUGACUGCUGCUCCUACUACAUGUUUUCUAUCCCCUUAUUUGAACUCGAGACUACUGAAAAGCAGACGAGUUUUUUAACCGGAGUAAUGUUGAUUGAAUUUUU
Molecule: messenger RNA, 1634 nt
Organism: Arachis duranensis
Lineage: Eukaryota; Viridiplantae; Streptophyta; Magnoliopsida; Fabales; Fabaceae
Product: methyltransferase-like protein 2
Exons: 9
Coding region: 62-1249 (395 amino acids)
Cellular component (GO): RNA N6-methyladenosine methyltransferase complex; nucleus
Molecular function (GO): methyltransferase activity
Source: RefSeq, a predicted model, not a curated record